This is a messenger RNA of Humulus lupulus (European hop), 939 nucleotides long. RefSeq lists its product as uncharacterized. The record is from RefSeq and is a predicted model, not a curated record. NCBI's taxonomy places the organism in Eukaryota, Viridiplantae, Streptophyta, Magnoliopsida, Rosales, Cannabaceae. The transcript has a single exon. The coding region runs from base 48 to 728 and encodes 226 amino acids.
AGGUCAUAUUCUCUUAUUUUACUAAAAGAAAAAACAUAUCAAACACCAUGGGAAACUGCUUGUUCGGAGGUUUGGGAGACCCAGAUGGAGUAAUCAAAGUAACGACCUCAAACGGCGGCGUUAUGGAGUUCUUUGCCCCUAUCACGGCCGGUAACAUCACCGGCGAGUUUCCGGGUCACGGCCUAUUCCGAAGCCAAGAUCUUUUCUGGAAGCCUCUCCCUCACGACGAAGAGUUGGUGGCCGGACACUCCUACUACUUACUCCCACUCGGCGGAAGCGACGGCGGCGAUAUCAGCAGCGCCAGCAGUAGCUGUAGUAUAGUUAGAGAAGGUCACGUGAGAUCGAACAGCAUACCGGCGACUUCUUCCGCCGUGGCGCCUUAUCGGAUGUCGUUUGACUACCAAGGAAUGCUUAAGCGAUCGUACACCGAAGUGUUCUCGACGAGAGGACCGGCUUACUACAGCCACGGCGGAGGGUUUUGGAAGGUCAAGCUGGUGAUCACACCGGAGCAGCUGUUGGAGAUUCUCUCGCAGGAGGGAAGGACGCAAGAGUUGAUUGAGAGCGUUAGAACCGUCGCCAAGUGCGGCGGCAGCGGUGGCGGAGGCGGAGGCGGAGGAGGCUCAGCCUUACCGGAAGUAGGGUUUUCCGAUGAGUACUGGAGUCUCUCUAGCAGUAGUAGGAACGGUUCUUCUAAAGUAAAUGGCCGGUUAAUUAAUUAUAGAUAUUAAUUAAUAAUGUGUUUAAUUAAUUUUAUCUAUUAAAUUUUGAUAUAUAUAUAUAUAUUUAUAUUUAUAUAGUAGUUUUUAUUAUGUUCAUCAAUUAUAUAUUAGUACUACAUAUAAUAGUUUAUGAUGAGUUAUAAAAUCUAAUAAUAAUGGUGAAUUGUAAACUGAUAUUUGAUCACUUGGUUUUAUUAAUUAUUAGCUUUAUUUAUGAUAA